UGUAGGUGUAAAUUCAGUUUUCUUUUUUUAAAUCUAUUUCUGUGCCACUUCCUGCAGCCAGCCUGGACAUCGCGCACACCAGUAAUUCCAGUAUCUGAGAGCAGACCAAGUGUGGGGUGACAUGGCCCAGGGGAAUAAUUACGGGCAGACCAGCAACGGGGUGGCGGACGAAUCCCCCAACAUGUUGGUGUACAGAAAGAUGGAAGACGUCAUAGCACGCAUGCAAGAUGAAAAAAAUGGAAUUCCCAUUCGUACCGUCAAAAGCUUUCUUUCCAAGAUACCUAGCGUCUUCUCUGGGUCAGACAUUGUUCAGUGGUUAAUAAAGAACUUAACUAUAGAAGACCCAGUGGAGGCGCUGCAUUUGGGGACAUUAAUGGCUGCUCAUGGCUAUUUCUUUCCCAUCUCGGAUCACGUCCUCACGCUCAAAGAUGACGGCACCUUUUAUCGGUUUCAGACACCCUAUUUUUGGCCAUCAAAUUGCUGGGAGCCAGAAAACACGGACUAUGCGGUUUACCUCUGCAAGAGAACGAUGCAAAACAAGGCGAGGCUGGAAUUGGCCGACUAUGAAGCUGAGAGCCUGGCCAGGCUUCAGAGAGCCUUUGCUCGGAAGUGGGAAUUCAUUUUUAUGCAAGCAGAAGCACAAGCAAAAGUGGACAAGAAGCGAGACAAGAUUGAAAGGAAGAUCCUUGAUAGCCAGGAGCGAGCGUUCUGGGACGUCCACAGACCUGUGCCUGGAUGUGUAAAUACCACUGAAGUGGACAUCAAGAAGUCAUCCAGAAUGAGAAACCCACACAAAACACGGAAGUCUGUCUAUGGUUUACAAAAUGACAUCAGAAGUCACAGCCCUACCCACACCCCCACACCAGAAACUAAACCUCCAACAGAAGAUGAGCUACAGCAACAGAUUAAAUAUUGGCAAAUACAGUUAGAUAGACAUCGGUUAAAAAUGUCAAAAGUUGCUGAUAGUCUGUUAAGUUACACAGAACAAUACUUAGAAUAUGACCCAUUUCUUGUGCCACCUGACCCUUCGAACCCAUGGCUGUCUGAUGAUACUACUUUCUGGGAACUCGAAGCAAGCAAAGAACCAAGCCAGCAGAGGGUAAAGCGAUGGGGUUUUGGCAUGGACGAAGCAUUGAAAGACCCCGUUGGGAGAGAACAGUUCCUUAAAUUUCUAGAGUCAGAAUUCAGCUCAGAAAAUUUAAGAUUCUGGCUGGCAGUGGAGGACCUGAAGAAAAGGCCUAUUCGAGAAGUCCCUUCCCGAGUGCAGGAAAUAUGGCAAGAAUUUCUGGCUCCCGGAGCCCCCAGCGCCAUUAACCUGGAUUCUAAGAGCUACGACAAAACCACACAGAAUGUGAAGGAGCCCGGGCGGUACACGUUCGAGGACGCUCAGGAGCACAUUUACAAAUUGAUGAAAAGUGAUUCAUAUCCACGUUUUAUAAGAUCCAGUGCCUACCAAGAGCUUCUACAGGCAAAGAAAAAGUCGGCACACUCAAUGGAUCGCAGAACAUCUUUUGAGAAAUUUGCACAGAAUGUGGGCAGAAACAUCCCCAUUUUCCCAUGCCAUAAAAACUGUACACCAACACUGAGGGCCAGCACUAACCUGUUAUGA
Messenger RNA from Enhydra lutris kenyoni (northern sea otter), 1609 nucleotides. It is a transcript of the gene RGS7, whose product is annotated as regulator of G protein signaling 7. The coding region runs from base 122 to 1609 and encodes 495 amino acids. NCBI's taxonomy places the organism in Eukaryota, Metazoa, Chordata, Mammalia, Carnivora, Mustelidae. The transcript is spliced from 18 exons. The record is from RefSeq and is a predicted model, not a curated record. Gene Ontology annotation, biological process: G protein-coupled receptor signaling pathway; intracellular signal transduction; regulation of G protein-coupled receptor signaling pathway.